GUCUGUUUGACAGUCGAUACAUCUCCAUCUGUAGUGAAGCCCACGGGGUACGGGAGUCAUCACAGGGUGUGGGAGCCAGACAGCUCCUGUGGACAGGAAUAAGAAGGACAAACUCAUUGCCAGCAAUGAAGUGCUGAACUGUGCUGUGGAGGAGUGUAACUCACAAAAAGAUGCCAGUCAUGAAGGGGCUUCUUGCCCCGCAGAACACCUUCCUGGAUGCCAUCGCUAAGCACUUCGACGGCACCCACAGCAACUUCCUGUUGGGAAAUGCUCAGGGUUGCCGUGGAUACCCCAUAGUGUACUGCUCCGACGGCUUCUGCGAGCUCACCGGCUUUGGGCGGACGGAGGUCAUGCAGAAGACGUGCAAGUGUCACUUCCUGUACGGGCCGGACACCAGCGAGCGUGUCACCCAGCAGCUGGAGAAGAUCCUGGAGGGCCAGAGAGAGUACCAGACGGAGGUCCGCCUCUACAGAAAGAACGCAAGCCCAUUCUGGUGUCUCUUGGACAUAGUGCCGAUAAAGAAUGAGAAAGGAGAUGUGGUCCUCUUCCUGUUCUCUUUCAAAGACAUCAGUGACUCGUAUGGCAAGAGUCACCACAGUAGCCAUAAAGACGCAGGUUUAUCCGAGGACGAGUGUCAGAGCAUGAAGGCCGCCAGCUCCCCUCUCAGCCGGGCACGUGAGCGCGGGAGGACCGUUCUGUACCAACUCACCAGUCAGUUCACCAGCAGGGACAAAGACAAGCUAACCAAUAAUGUGUUCCGUGGGCCUUCCCUCCCAGAGUACAAGGUGGCUUCCGUACAAAAGUCCCGUUUUAUCCUGUUGCACUACAGCCUGAGCAAGGCAUUGUGGGAUUGGCUGAUCCUGUUCGCUACCUUCUACGUCGCCGUGACUGUACCCUACAACGUCUGCUUCUCCACCCCUGAAGACAGUGACCAUGGCAACGACGACUGUGAAUCCACCUCCCGCAGCACCAUAGUCAGCGACAUUGCCGUGGAGAUGCUCUUCAUUCUAGACAUUGUGCUGAACUUCCGCACCACAUAUGUGAGUGAGUCUGGUCAGGUGGUGUACGACGCCCGGUCCAUCUGCCUGCACUACUUAGCCACCUGGUUCAUCCUGGACGUCAUUGCUUCCCUGCCCUUUGACCUGCUGUAUGCACUGAACAUCACUGUUACAUCUCUGGUUCAUCUACUGAAGACAGUGCGGCUGCUGCGGCUGCUGCGACUGCUGCAGAAACUGGACCGCUACUCCCAGUACAGCUCUGUGGUGCUGACGUUACUCAUGUCAGUCUUUGCUCUGCUGGCCCACUGGCUAGCAUGUGUGUGGUACGUCAUUGGCUACAAGCAGCUCGAAAGCAAUGACCUACUUACCUGGGAUAUAGGCUGGUUGCAGGAACUGGGGAAGCGCUUGGAGACGCCGUACACUAACGGAACUGCGGGGGGUCCGUCGCUGCAGAGUGCCUACAUCACCUCGCUCUACUUCACUCUGAGCAGUCUGACCAGCGUGGGCUUCGGCAACGUGUGUGCCAACACAGACGCCGAGAAGAUUUUCUCCAUUUGUACCAUGCUGAUUGGGGCUCUGAUGCACGCAGUGGUGUUUGGGAACGUGACGGCCAUCAUCCAGCGCAUGUACUCUCGGCGCUCGCAGUACCACACGCGCAUGAAGGACCUGAAGGACUUCAUCCGGGUGCACCGGCUGCCCCAGCAGCUCAAGCAGCGCAUGCUGGAGUACUUCCAGGCCACCUGGUCCGUCAACAACGGCAUCAAUGCAAACGAGUUGCUGCACGACUUCCCAGACGAGCUGCGCGCAGACAUCGCCAUGAACCUGAACAAGGACAUCCUGCAGCUGCCGCUCUUCUCCUCGGCAAGCAGGGGGUGCUUGCGCUCCCUCUCCCUCCACAUCAAGACCUCUUUCUGUGCCCCCGGAGAGUAUCUCAUUCGCCACGGAGACGCGCUCAACGCCCAGCACUACGUCUGCUCAGGGUCGCUCGAGGUCCUGAAAGAUGGCAUGGUGCUCGCCAUAUUAGGUAAGGGAGACUUGAUCGGCGCUGACAUCCCGGGGCAGGAUCAGGUGAUUAAGGCCAACGCCGACGUGAAGGCACUCACCUACUGUGACCUGCAGUACAUCAGCAUUCGAGCUCUGCAGGAGGUUCUGGAGCUGUAUCCAGAGUACAACCAUAGCUUCACUGCAGAUAUCCACCAUAACCUGACAUACAACCUGAGAGAGGGUAUGACGAGGUUCUCUCGCUCUCCUCGACUUUCGCAGGAUCGUGCAGACUCAUCAAUGUCGAGGGACUCAAAGCUCCCCUUCAUCAUUAAGUCUGAGGAAGAGGAAGACCUUAACAAGGAAGCUUGUUUCUCCUCCUCCCCUGGAAGACUGCCGCUGCAUCCCAGUUUGGGAAGCCCCUGCCGCCAGUCCUCCCUGACCACCAUGUUAGGGGAGGAGCUACGUCAUAUCAACAUGCUCGGACGCUGCCGGUCGCCCACUCAGGGCUUCCGGGGCCGAAGCCCCUCCCCACAGCCAGCCAAAGAGGAGCUGUCCCCUAACCACGGGCCCGCCUACAUCACCGACAGCAGCUCGUGCUAUAGGCCGGCCAAGCUGCUGAUUCCGUCCCUAACCUGUGUGAGCCCACUGGACCUGAGCCCCAGAGUUGUUGAUGGCAUUGAGGAUAAUGGGAGAGCUUUUCACUUCAAUGUGGAGCAGUCUGCAGUCCCUACCAACACAGGAGUCAAAGACCCCUACCAGGUGAGCGCCAAUCUGCUUCUGGAAACUGAGGAUGUCCGACAGAGUAUCAACUGUCUCAACAAAGAGAUGUGCCACAUGAAUCAGGAGGUGUCAAACCUGACCAAGGAGCUCCAUGAGAUGAUGCACUUUCUCAAGACUCAUGUCACACUGCCACACUUCCACUCGUCCCUGUCCUCCUUUCCUUCCUUUGGACUGCAGGUGGUGCCCACUCCCUCUGUGAGCAGCACCAUGGCUGCCACAGCUCCUGACUGGCAGCCCAGGGUGCAAGUGAACAUGCCCGCUGGUUCCUGCGUUCACCCUGAUUCCUUGACUAGGGAUACUCUAGCCCACAGGAGUAUGUGGGGCUGUGGUGGAAACAUGGCCCAGGUCAGGGCGUCCCUGGUCGGGCAGGAGGGAGAGACGGAUAACCAGCACCCACCCAACAGCCCGCAGUCUCCCUGCCCACACUCCUCUUGCUGCUCAGACUGGGACAAGGCAGCAGGGCUGGGAGCAGAAACCCAGCAGAGCCCCUUUCAGACCUCCAGGACAACACCGAAUUCUCCCUAUAUGGGCCAGCAACAUGCCAGGCCAGCACCAACCCUGCUGGGUCUCAGCCUCUGCAGCUCUGGACUGACGCAACAGAUCGGCUUUGGAGGUGCAGUCGUAACCCCAAGCACUUCACACCCCAUGUGUUCCCAUGGCAACCUUAGUCAGUCCCACCCCUCCCUUAGUUUGCCAGUGAUCUCUGACCUCUCGAGACCACACUCUGGAAGUCCUACGCCCAUCCGCACCUCGCUUACACCGGUUGGCCAAUCUCAGCUCCACACUGUUGUCACUCCUCUGAUACACACUGGGAUUUGUAGUUCUGGCUCAGGUCUUGAGCUGUUGCUGGGUCUUGGACACCCCGCUGGAUCCAGACAAAACAACCUUGUGGGAUCUAGUCCAAUCCACACACAUGAAUCCCUGCCCUCUCCCACAAUAGAACCACCUAGAUCACAGAGCACUGCACCAUCUGGAAUGUGAAGGCAGAGCUUUUAACCAUGAUGAAAAUAAUAUUCUGAAACUGAAAUAUAUGUUUGUAUGACACUAUUUGAGAUCUUCGGAGAGCCACAAAGAAUAUUGGCCUGACAUGUCAUCUACUGUCAUUAACAACAGACUGUUCACUAAAUUUGCUAUGUUCCCUCUUUGAGAAAAAUGGUAUGAAAUACUACAUGGGUUGUCUAAACUGAAGUAUUUUUUACAUAUACACACACACAGGACAUUUGUUGUUGGCCAGUAGACCUUAGCUGGUUUGAAAGUCGUUCUUUUCUCCCUCGAUGAUGAUGUGUAACAUGUUAAAUUCAGUUCAGUUCGCAUUCAGAGAGCAAAACCACAGAAGACACGUUUCCAUAUUCCCAUGGCUGGUAUUCACAAUAAGAUAGCCUCUGGUCUCCGAGCCUCUCUCUAGAACCCAAUAUUGCCAGCCAAUUGCCUGUCAAACCUUUGAGUCACUUCAAAAACAAAUUCCUUUGAUGAAUCACGGUCUUCAAGGACAGAAUGUUUGUCUGCACAGAACUGUUCAUUGCCAAGGCUCACCACUGCAAUCACAAAGGAGCAUAUUUUCUGUCUGUCUGCUCAGUUAAAGGCAGAGUCUCGUUUAUGGCAAAAGGUUGUUAGGUGCAGACGCUUUCGACUUUGAUGGACUUCGACUGACUAGGUGGUCAACGUGAACAGCCAGUCUCAGUCAGGGAGGAGUUUGAAAGGAUGUCAGUCAGUCAGACAGUUUCUUCUUCCUGUUGUAGUUUGCAAAUUGACGUGAGUAAUGGGAGAUAGAGCGGAAUUGUGUUCCAUAUUGUUGUUUACAGUCGAUACAGUUGAAAUUCCUCUUUAAUUUUUAUUAAAAUGAAGAUGAUGACUGAUUAAAUUAAUUAUAAUGUUAAUUUAAUAAAUUAUUGUUGGGACACAUUCAACAGGUCAGCAAUUGCAGGUCACAUAAAUUCAGUGUUGAGUGAGUCCGGCACAUGUGUAUCAUCAGCCUACUCUACAGUAUAAUAUUAUCAUAUUUUUUACACUACAGCUACACUACAGUAUAGAAUGAUAGAGUAAUACAAGGUUUUACGUGCCACUGUUGCAGAAAUCACAUAUCAGAUCCUGCGAUUUCUUACAUUUAAAAAGUAUUCACACAUUCUAACACCCAUGAGGGCGGUGUUCUGGGGUCAUGAAGGUUUGUUCUAGCUUGUGCAGCGGACGGAGAGAGACCGCAGCACCUGACUUCAGAAACGGUCGCCGCCCUGCUCCCUCUGGGUUUUAAUGACCUACGACAUGAUGACAUUCUGCAGCACUGGUGAAAAUCUGACAACAUUUCUAACCAAGCAAGCAUUGAGUUAAGUCCAACAUGCAUCACAUUAAGUCAGCAUUGCGCAACGCCGCCUUCAGUCGACUAGACUUAUUGAUAUUUGAGCUUUACAACCAAUCAAAUUACACCCCACUCCUCUGUGCUCCUGAAGAGAUGUGUUGAUUGGCUAGAAUUGUUUAUGGCAUGGUCUGAGCCAUUAUGUUUGUUUCCAGCCUGUGUGCGAAUAGUUGUUUUGAGCGCUCUCACUGAAUGGGCAGCUAGAGGACCAUGUGGAGCAAUGAAUAUAACAUGUAUUAGAUUAUAAUCGUGGACUGCACCUUUAAAAUGAUGUCUCAGUGUUUUUCCACUUGAUCUCUUUCUGUCACAGGCAUAGUGUCAACCACCACAACAAAUAUAUUUCAAUUUAUCUGGGCUAAUUAACAAUAACAGAAAGCUGUGUUUUGAAAAUACAUCAUAUUGUGGGGGUAUACAGGGGUCAAAUGAGAUGUCAUCUACAUGUUUCAAAUAUGACCAUACAACUCUUCUCAAAAGUGGACCCAUCACGUUUGACUAAUGAGUUCUAAGGUGAUACAAGGAGACAAUGUCCCACCCCGAGCUUUUGUAUUUCUAGACAGUAAGAGUGGUGGUAAUCAGUUGUAUUCUGCUGAUGUGCUUCCAUUGUGCUUGCUCUAAGGCGGUCCAGGCUCUGGGCUCUGUAAAGCACCUUGAGACAAUUUUAUUGUUCUGGCGCUAUAUAAAUAAAAUUGAAUUGAAUUGAAUUUAAUUGAAUUGAAUUGAAUUGAUGUGGUAGAUACAGGCUACAUGCAGAAAACCAAUUAUCUACUUUCCAAAAGGCAUCAAAUCUCUAAGGUUAUUUCCACUGUUAUUGAUUUGACAUACAGAUGUACAGUAUAUGUGUGUAUGUAUUUUACCAAGUGAUUGUACUGUGUUGUGCUCCCUGACUGAAGGAAUAAUGUCUUAAGAUCCCUAGACACCACUUAUAUGGUGUUCUGAAACAUUACAUGUUUUGUAUACUUGGCUUGGCUUUAUUUAUCAAAUGUUUAAAGGCU
Molecule: messenger RNA, 6104 nt
Organism: Clupea harengus (Atlantic herring)
Lineage: Eukaryota; Metazoa; Chordata; Actinopteri; Clupeiformes; Clupeidae
Gene: kcnh4a
Product: potassium voltage-gated channel, subfamily H (eag-related), member 4a
Exons: 18
Coding region: 171-3743 (1190 amino acids)
Biological process (GO): regulation of membrane potential; potassium ion transmembrane transport
Cellular component (GO): plasma membrane
Molecular function (GO): voltage-gated potassium channel activity
Source: RefSeq, a predicted model, not a curated record